Molecule: messenger RNA, 990 nt
Organism: Dreissena polymorpha
Lineage: Eukaryota; Metazoa; Mollusca; Bivalvia; Myida; Dreissenidae
Exons: 4
Coding region: 1-990 (329 amino acids)
Source: RefSeq, a predicted model, not a curated record
AUGACAUUAUUGGUGAACACUAUAAGUCAGAGCCUUGGAAUAAAUCUGAAUGACGUCGAUUUUGGAUUCAACAAGAACAAAGACGAUGGAGAUAUUCCCUUCUGGAGAAGAAGCAAUCCUACGAACACUCAACCGGAGGUAAUUCGUCCUAGAAAUAUUCUGUCCGAUGUCAGUGUUAACAUUCACCACCAGAACCAGCUCCUUGGCACUAAUAGACGUAGUGAAGUCAACAUAGGCAUGGACCAAAUAUCUGACGCUCAUAAAGAGUUGUUAAUUCGCUUAAGAUCAGGCCCCAGGUCGUUCUUGCCUACGGAGAAGACGUCGUCGAUCCUGAUACUGGAUCGGAUAGAACAAAAACCUAAUGCUUUGCCACGGAAUACCGGGGCUGUUCUAAAUGAGGCUCCUGUGAAUGUUGAUUGGAAAGUUGAUGCCAACAUACCGAAUACUAGAAAGCCAUUUAUUUAUGUUGAGCCAAAACCGCUAGAGCGUACAAAAGUUGAUCAUGAGUCAAAAGAAAUGCGAGAGAUGCAGACAUUUUUUAAUGAAUUUAAAGAAGUGCAUAAAGAAAGAAAUGAAACUGGAAAUAGUGUUCCUCAACCGAAACAAAUUGUGUAUCAACCAAUAGUCGAGAUUGUAAAACAUGUAAGUGAUGACGUCAAUAUAGACGUUUUAGCAGAUGUUUUAGGUGUCAUCGGUAACCAAAUAAACGCAAUUGAAAACACUAAAGUCCCCGUUGAAAGGAUUGUGGAUAACGUCAACGUUCAACCGAUCGUUUUCGAUAUGGGCGCUGAUUCCGUCGACGUAGUCACAGGAGCAGAGUGCCGGAAAAAGCCGGUGUUGGAUCUAGGGGACCAGUAUUUCCUACUUCCGGUUCUAGGGGUUGGCUACAUCCCAUACGCAUGCCACGGGGACCAGGUGUAUGACCACUUUAUAUGCGGCUGCCGGAAAGCAACAAGCGGUAACAUUAGCAAGUCAUGGUUCUAUUUUUAG